Messenger RNA from Talaromyces stipitatus ATCC 10500, 1566 nucleotides. RefSeq names its product thiamine biosynthetic bifunctional enzyme, putative. The record is from RefSeq and is a predicted model, not a curated record. Bases 1 to 1566 code for a protein of 521 amino acids. The transcript is spliced from 7 exons. Gene Ontology annotation, biological process: thiamine biosynthetic process. Gene Ontology annotation, cellular component: cytoplasm. Gene Ontology annotation, molecular function: ATP binding; hydroxyethylthiazole kinase activity; thiamine-phosphate diphosphorylase activity. NCBI's taxonomy places the organism in Eukaryota, Fungi, Ascomycota, Eurotiomycetes, Eurotiales, Trichocomaceae.
AUGACGCUCGACCUCAGUCUUUACUUAGUCACAGACUCUACAUCUGCGAUACUCGGAAGCCGAGAUAUCUACAAAGUUGUUGAGGAGGCGUGUAAGGGUGGAGUUACUAUCGUCCAAUACAGAGACAAAACGAGUGACACAGGACUUCUCGUGGAAACAGCUACGAGGCUUCAUGAGAUUACGAAACGAUACAAUGUUCCUCUUAUUAUAAAUGACCGUGUGGAUGUCGCUAUGGCGUCUGGUGCUGAGGGUGUGCAUCUGGGACAAGAUGAUAUGUCAAUAACUGCCGCCAAGAAGAUUCUGAGCAAAGACGCCAUUGUCGGAAUCAGUGCAUCAUCGGUCGAAGAGGCCGUGAAGGCUGUUGAAGAAGGGGCUGAUUAUCUAGGCAUUGGCACGUUGUUUGCCACUCCGACGAAAACAAAUACAAAAAACAUCAUUGGCACAGCAGGUGUAAAGACCAUACUUGAUAGUAUCAGCCGUCUCAAUCGCACUGUUGGCACAGUCGCAAUCGGAGGCAUCAAUCUGUCCAAUGUGCAACGGGUACUGUACCAAUCAGCAGGGCAAAACAAGGCCCUCGAUGGCGUAGCUAUAGUCAGCGCAAUCAUCGCGGCAGACGAUCCCAAGUCAGUUGCGGAACAAUUCAAACAGGCUAUAGCUAUACCGCCGCCUUUCAUUACAGGAAGCCCUGAGAUCUCUUCGUCUGUCGAUGCGGGCGCACUGGCUGCGGCUGUUCCGGAAGUGGUUCAAAAGGUGGUGAACUGUCACCCUAUCGUCCACAGCAUGAUAAAUUUUGUUGUUGCAAAUUUUGUUGCGAAUGUGGCUAUCUCAGCCGGUCUAUCACCCAUAAUGUCCCAAUACGGCGAUGAAGCAAAAGACCUCGCCGUCCACAGAGGCGGCCUAGUCAUCAACAUGGGCACACUGACCAGCGCAAGCAUUGGGGAAUAUCUCAAAGCAAUCAAAGCAUAUAAUACCAACGGCAACCCCGUCGUCCUCGAUCCCGUUGGUGCUGGAGCCACCGCAAUCCGCCGAGAUGCGGUCAAGACGUUGAUGGCUGGCGGCUACUUUGAUCUCAUUAAAGGGAACGAGCGAGAAAUACGGCAGGUCUAUGGAAAUACGAGCAAUCUUACGCAGCGGGGUGUCGAUAGUGGACCGAGUUCGUUGAAUGAUGUGGAAAAGGCUACCUUGGCUAGAGAUCUAGCACGUAGGGAGCGAAAUAUUGUCCUUCUUACCGGAGCAGUCGACUACCUAAGUGAUGGAUAUCGCGUUAUUGCAGUGAAGAAUGGUCACGAAUUACUUAGUAAAGCUACAGGAACUGGGUGUGCCAUUGGCACAGUUUGCGGCGCCUACAUGGCAGCUUAUCGGGACGACAAGUUUCUCGCAGUGCUCGCAGGAUUAUUGAUGUAUGAAAUAGCGGCUGAGAAUGCAGCUGCAAAGAACACGGUACAUGGACCAGGGUCAUUCCUUCCUGCGUUCCUCGAUGAGGUUCAUUCCAUAUGGGGUAAAGCUUCACAAGGUAAUGUGACAUGGGCGCAUGGACGCGCCAAAAUUGAGGAAAUCCAAUUGUAA